Messenger RNA from Cyphellophora attinorum, 1401 nucleotides. RefSeq lists its product as uncharacterized. Lineage: Eukaryota; Fungi; Ascomycota; Eurotiomycetes; Chaetothyriales; Cyphellophoraceae. The transcript has 4 exons. Bases 1 to 1401 code for a protein of 466 amino acids. The record is from RefSeq and is a predicted model, not a curated record.
AUGUCAGAGCCUCAGCAGCAGCAAACGCCUGAGGACACACCAAAGAAAGGCAGGCCGGCACCAUCAAGGACGGAGUCCGAGAUGUCGUCAACCGCUGAAGAAGACCCUGGCUAUGAGUCGCGAUCCAGAUCGCAAUCUCGGCGACGGAGAAGGCAGAACCAACGCCAGAAGCAAGCACAGAGCAAAGCACAAGCUGGCAACGCGAAAGCUCAGUCGAUGGCCAAAGUCGAGGAGCAACCUCAAGAAGAAGAGGACCUGGCACAACCCGAAGAGCGACACCCAGACUGGCCGUAUGCUCCACGCGAUCAGUGGCUGAACAACCCUGCCACACAAGACACAACAGAGACUCAACCAUUUGAAAGGAUAAAGCCACCUGGACAGGGCAUGAUGGGCCCUGUCACAUACGCCCGCAUGAUGCGAGGCGAGAUCCCAUGGCGAGGACCACCACCUCGACAGCCAUACAACACAACACAAGGAGUUGAUGCGAAGUUGGACGGAGCUGGCGGCAAGGACCCUAUGGACCAAGAUGGACUCAAGUUGCGGAUCGAGCUCAAUCUGGACAUCGAAAUCGAGCUCAAGGCCAGCAUCCACGGCGACCUGACGCUGGCUCUCUUGAUCAGUUUGAACAUCUACGUGGAUCGUAUCAUAGACAACAACUAUGAUGUCGCCGCCGAGCCAUGCAAACAGUCUACCCCAAUCCUGCGUGCCAUGAUGCAAGCCCUGCACAACAGCUUUCUGCAAUUCUUUGUGGCCAAGCAACCCUUGUUCGACAGCUACGGACUCCAUUGGCAGCAAUCCAAGAUGCAGCGCGGGUCUAGCGACGGGGUCAAGGAGGUGAAGUCCUUCGACGUCGACCCACUCCGUGUUGUUGAAGACCAGCCUCUGGACUUUUCGUACGAGACUUAUGCUGAUGCCCUUGAAGUGGAAGCGAUCCUCUCGUCGAAGUUCUCGCAGUGGGAAAUUUUCACUCAAGCCGACGUAACGAUGGCCGCCGUUCAGUAUCACGGUCCACGUGCUAGAAACCGCGCCACGCAGAUUCCUAUCAUUCCAGAUAGCAUCUCGAAGGGAGGCAGAGUCAACCCGCAACUCCAGUCUCCUUUCUUCUAUCCCAAAAUCGGUACCAAGAAGACCGCUGUCGCGCAGGGCACUGUCACACGCAAGCAAAUGCCGCCCGAGCUGACGGAGGCCCUCUUCAACUACAUCGAGAACUCCAGAGACAUCAGUAUCAACGACAAAGUCAUGCUUUCCCUGACCUGCAAGCUCUUCGCGCAAUUGCUCGGGCCAAAAGACUCUGCAGGAAAUCGGGGUCUCAAGCGAUCAGCCUUCCACCUGCUCUCAGCGAUCCUCGCAUUGGCGCACAGCCCACCGAAGCGCAGAAGCGGAGCCGUCUCAACUUCAUGA